AAAUACAUUUUACUAACUUCGGAUUCCUUGCUCAUUUCACUUCACCUGGCUGGGCAGGUCUGCGAGGGCUCAAGGGUUAGCUCCUCUGCUUUUGUUGUUUUAUCUAUUUUUCAGUCAUCAUUUUUAUUCAGAUAACCAUGUUCAGAAGAAAGCCCGACAUGCAUAAAUAAUGGGAAGUGCUAUUAGUAAGCAGGCUGCUGUAAAACUUGCUGGGGCUUUGACUUAAGGGAAGAAAGUGCAGCCCUGCACUGUCCCUAUCAGGAAGCUGGAGCAUAGAAGACUUAACAGGCCUGUUGGGGCCUUUGGAGGACAUUGGGAAAGGCAGUCCGGAGACCGGCUGGAAAUAACUGCUGGGUCUUUGCCAUUGAACCAGAAAGGGAAAGGUAGAGACACUUGCCAUGAUUCUCCAUAGCUGUCGCAAGCAAUCUCUGUUCCUCCCAUUUUUCUUCACGUGAGGUCUUCAUCUCCCAGUGCUUGAAGCUUUGUGGUCUGAGCUGAAGAGAGUUCACUUAAGAGCAAAAAAAUGCUGAAGGUCAGAAACAUCCUCGGACACUACUUCUAUAAAAUCUACGUCACUGGACUACCUCUACCUACUCACUAAAGAUGGUUAGAAAAGAAGCCAUAUACAAGUAUGAGAGUGAGUUCUAAAGACAAGAAGCAAAUUACAUGGCAAAGAAGAAAAUUUCCCUCAGCUGUUCUGUAAGAUGAGUCAAUGUGCAGCCACACCUUCCAGAGGAAUGGCUUUGUGCUUGUGAAUUGCAAACAGCUGGAACUGCCUCACACAGUCACCUGCCUGUUCAACAUCUGGAGUUAAUCCUCUGGAUAAUUCAUUCAUGAGUCUCAUGAACAAUGCAGGGGAAUAAGAAACAUACAGAAGGACAUAGUGAUUCCUCAAGUAUUGGGAGUCUCCUGGAUGAUGCAGACAGAGAGGUGAGCAGCCUCACAGAUCGGGCCUUCAAAAGUUUGUGUGUAGCAGAACUUGAAGACUCUUACAAUGAACCAGAACUUGCCAUUUCGCCAGACUUUGCCCUCCAGUUGUCUGCUAAAAUUCACUCAGGGACGUUAAACCAUGACAUCAGGAAAGGCAGUGUUUGUGACAAGCUAACAGCAAGAAACAAUGAACAUACAAUAUGGGCUUCCACAUUCCAGCAGUUACCAAAGUGUGCUCCGGAGGAGAAAAGGAUUGCUAAAAAUAACUCCUUUGCCACAGAAAGGAAAACACUGAGUUUGCCAGUCCCUGGCCCAACAAACAAUAAGCAUGUUUCAAAAGUGUCCUCAUUGAUUAAGACAUUUGAUAAGACUGCAGACCAAGGGUCAGGACGUUCUCUGACAGCAAAUAGGCAACCCAUAAAGAAUAGCUUUCAAAAACAUAAAAUAAAUCAUGGAAAUUAUAUUGCUUGCUGGGAUGAUACAGACACUUUAAGCAUCCACCAGGAACUUUCUGAAUUUUCUGAACCUGGCCAGGGUAGUCACUGUCUCAGUGGCAAACAUGAGCCACAGGAAAGACCUAAUAAAGUGGACAUGGGUUAUGGUGGCUCUGAUGGUUAUUAUCCUGUCCUGAUUGAGAUGUCAAAAGUAGCCAAGUCAAAUUUUUCCCGUUCUUCUAAAAAGGCUUUAAAAAACAGAAAUGUGAAAGUUAAUGAGCCAGCAAAAAAAGGUAAUUUUCUUCAUAGUGAGAAUAGUGCUUUUGAAUCAUGGAAUGUUCAUCAUAAAAAACUGACUGAAAAUGAGGAAUUUGUUGAUAUAAAAAUGAAAAAGGAAGGUCUUUCAUACCUGGAAGAAGAACCAUUUAUUAAAGGAUCCCGCACACAUGAACGUAAAGUAUCACCUGUCACCACUGUUGCUAAGAAGCAAGAGAAAGAUUUUCGGAUUAAGCCAAUUCCACCAGAAACUGCCUUCCCUCUCCCAGCUGUAUAUGUACCUCAAGGUCCCCUCCCUUCAGAAAAUAAAUUUCCUGCUGCUUUUCCUCCCACACCUCCUCCUAGAAACCAUGCACAUCAAGGUCCCCCUCGGCCACCCCCAGCCACACAGGCACUUCCUCCUCCACCCCCCACCCAGGAGGGCCAUCCUCCCACACCCCCUACCUCUGAAGCCCCUCCUGUGCCACCACCCCCAGUGCCAGCUCGGCUUUCCCCCACUGCCAUGUCUCAAGCCUCUGUCUCACCCCAGUCCGUGUCCUAUAGGAUGGUUUCACCCUCACUCACGUUCCAGGCACCCAGCCCACCUCCACCAAGACCCCAACCCAUCUUAACUGAAAAGGAAUCCCCCAGCCCCCAGCUGGGCAAUACCUGUCCACCCUGGAGAAGACAGAGGUUUGCAGAAGGGGCAGCAGAGAGGAGACAGGCUGCAAAGGAGAAGUUCACAGACAGACACAAGACAUGUUCUUUGUCUGAAAAGCCAACUGGUGCCGAACCUGAUUUGGAUGUGACUCCUCUGGCUAAACAGGUAAACUCCCCUAGAUCAAUCAGUCCCUCUUUCAACAUCAGCGAACUCUUAACACCUGUCAUACCACCAAAACAGGAAGUGGACACUGUUGAAAGUGAGCUGAUCCCACUGACACCUCCUCCUGCUGAGAGCAUGGCAUCGAGAGACCAUGAAGAGAGCAGCUUGGGUGAUUAUAGGUCUUGGGAUAGUUACAAAUUAACAGCAUCAAGCCUGUUAUUCAACUUGAAGGAUGUGCGUAAACGUGUUAAAAGCAUCUAUACCCCUUCUCCCCUUUUAAGGGCCUUGGAGGAGAAAAAUAAAACUCGGGAAAAUAUACAGGAGAGUACAAAAGUGAAUGCCUCACUCUCGACUUUGCAUGAAAAAAGUAACAAAAAUCUUACAGAGAAAGAUGAAUUGAGUGAUAUAGCUUCCGUAUUGUCUAGCAGUGUUCAGGAAAAGGACAAUAAAACUGACCCAACCGGACACUUUACAGACAAUUACCUGACUUCGAGGUCACCCAAGCCAACAGCAGACCUUUCCUUUUACCAAACUGGAGACAGCUUGCAGCAAGAUGAUUCAAAACAUGAAGAUCUGGUUAAAAACACAAGGGAUAAUGAAAACUUCUCCUCGUUCAGACAUGAAUCACAUGAACCUGAUAUAGGAAAACAUCUGCAGUAUCCAGCCCAGAGACCGUUCAGUAGAAACAAUGGGGACAAAACACCUGGGCAGCCCAUGCAAAAUCACAGUGCCCAGGAUGAGGAAGAUGAGAGACAAGCUGCUAUUCAGAAUGAAAAUUUUGCCUUCAAAACACUCCUAAGCCAACUCUCACCGGUAGAAGAUGUACCUUACAGUGACGCCCAAACCACCAUUGUGGUACCUGGCCAUGAAGCACAACGCAAAAGAAGCACUAGUUCUUCGGAGCAAUCUUUUGUCUCCACAGUAGAGCAGCCACUUCAGGGAGAGCCAUUUCUACAAGUGCCCAUGAUGCAGACAGCAUGCUUUCAAGAAAGCCAGAGGACUGAGAGUGAAAUGAGUGCAGAUAGUAAGAAAAGACUCAAGGAGAGAGGGAAAGAGGUUGGUGAAGAUGAACUGCAAUAUUGUGCUUGUAUCAGCCCUGGUAUUAGUGCUACAGAGAAGAGGGAGAGAAAGGUUACUGGGAAUGAACAGAAGAGCUUAAUGAAAGAGCAAGUAGAGAGAGAGAAAAGGGAAGAGGCCAACAGCACAAAUUCUGCUUCCUACAGUAUAAGGGAUAUGUCAAUCCCCAAGUGUGAGGAACCACAAACACCAUCAUCUUCAAGCUCAACCAAACCCAGCCUGUUUAUGAUUAAAGAUAACACAUUCAGGUCACCUCAAGUAAUAAGGGCUGUCAAGCUGCCCCUAUUCAGGUCCUUUUCCCUGGACGAUACCGUUAGCAGUAGUUAUAAGGAAAUGGAACGUAGGUUUAUGCCCCCAGGAGUUUACAACAAGCAGAACCAAAACUUGUUGCAUGCCCAGGAGAUAGGCUGGUCGGCAUCAAGACACAAAGGUCAGCAGAAUGUGAGAGAUGGAGCAACUGACAGAGGGAAAGAAGCCAGUGAGCCUGAAUCUACUUCAGCAACACUGGCUCCCCAUCUUCUGGAAGGUACAGAGACCUUUUCAUUAGGGAAACUGAUGGAAGAAGAUAGAAAGACUUUUGUUUUGUUAACUAAAGGUGGCAAAAUGAAUGAGGAAAGUGUCUGCAGAAAUAAGGAGAAAGCUCAGACUACAAAGGCAAGACACAGCUUAACACAGCCAACUAUAGGUCUGGAAAAUGACCGAGCACAAAACAGCCCCAGCUAUCCUGCAGAAAUUAAAACGAACUACUUUAAGAAUCAUCAUUUAUCUAACCGCAAAGGUGGCUCUUGUGCGAAAAAAAUAAUCACUAGGGAGACAAUUUCCCCUGUGACUGGCCCCAUAUCAGAGGACCACACAUAUUCUUCUGUAUCCAAUGAUGUUUUAGAGGACAUCCUACAUACAGAAGGUGCACCGGUUUUGUUAGACAAUCUUACAUGUUCUGCUGUUCCAAGCCCCAGGUCAGGCAGCACGAUGCCCUCUCUUGCUGCCAGUUCAUUGUCAGAUAAACCAACUAUUUCUGGACUUAGAGAGACAGAGGAUGUUAUAAACCCUGCCUUGCUGAACAUGGCACUAAGGAGGCAAGCUUGUAUGCCUGCAGAAGAGAUACCCAAUUCAGCACAGAAGAACCUGCUUUCUGAUGUUGCAGGCGAAGCUGGGAGGCUGGAGUCCGAGGGACUUGGUGAGAGACCAACAGGCAAGCCACCCACUGUGCCACCAAAAACAGAAAAAGCUCUGCGUCGGGCUAAAAAGCUGGCAAGCAGGAGAAAGAAAAUGCAAGAGCAGCAGAAAAAACAUCAGAUUGAGCAUACAGAUGCUGUAGGGAGAAAUCCUUCUCAUUCUGGACAGACAAUAGCAUCUGCUUCACCCUUGGGACAUUCUCCUAUCCAUCCUCACCUUCACUCAAGUUUUACUCCCACAGAAACUAGUACUGGAAGACCUAGUGUUGCACCAGCAGUAAGCCCUUCACCCUCUUCAACCCAGCGUAAACUCCUCCAAGACCCUGACUCUGGCCAAUACUAUGUGGUUGAUUUACCAGCUGAAGUUAAUUUAAAGACAUUUUAUGACCCAGAAACUGGCAAAUAUGUUCAAGUCUCAAUCCCUUCCUUGGAACAGAAUUUAUACCAGUCCACCUCUUCAGAAAUUAACGAUUCUUCCUAUGCCUCUUACCCUAGAGUGUUUCCUUUACCAGCUUCAUCAGUAGCAGUGCUGAAGUCACCCUCUCAGCUCUCUAAACCUACCUGGUCGAUGCCUGCUGUACCAGAACCAGCUGAACUACAUGAAGAUGUCCAGCAGGACUACAGAUACACUGAAUCUGUGGACACUCAGCCCUAUAUUGAACCAGCCCCUUACUCCUACAGUCAAGAUGCCGAAGAAAUUCAGGUUCACUUAGGAAAGGACAUGAGCGCAACCCCAAAUACUGGCAUAGUGACCCUCACUGAUUUAGAUGAUUUUGCUGCUGAAGGAGUAUCUUGAAAACUGAAAUAACAAAAUAUGCCAGCUAGUGUUUUUAAGAACUGUUUGGACAGACACAUGCACACAAAAGCACAUGCAGGUUUGAUGUUUGUACACUUUGUCUGAAUCUCAUUGUGGUUUGGGUGGGAAGGAAAGUGAAAGCUGACCAUGUUAAAAGAUGCAAGGUGAUGAGCACUCUCAACAAGAGUGAAAUUUAGGAAGCACCAAAUUAUCAGUGAGAUGAAGGGGCAAUGCCAGCUAGACAAAUACAUUUGACAGUGUGAAGCCACUGCUUGCUGCUGCUGCUGUUUUGCCAUUAAGGAGGCUGGGAUAGCCAAAGCAAGUGCCCUUUUGCCCAGAUGUGUUGCAUGACACAAGACAAAAUAAAACUGUGAGACCAUCCUAUCCAUCCUAUGAGACCCAUGACAGAUGCUGCAUCUACUGAACUUUCCUCACUCACUGCCUUUGAACUAUAUUGACAGGUAGAAAGUAUGUGGCUACAAAUAUGCCAUAUUUUCAAGACUCAUUUUUUACACACAUCAAUUGCCUCAACGUUAUUGACAAGAAGAUUGUAUACUAGAUGCACAAUACAGCAACCAUGUCAAAAAAUCCCAAAUUUUAAACAACCAGAAUACAGUUGCAGCUGCUCUUCUCACAUACUUUUGCAGUGUCCACUAACAUGCUGCUGAAUUCUUUAUAUUUCUUGAUAAUAUCCAAAUAGGUUCCCCCAGGGUCAGGGUUUAUUUAUAAUGCAACUUAAAUCUUGAUACUUGGCCUGAAAUAUUUUGGUUAGUUGCAAGGUUGAAUGAAAUCCCAUAACAGUAUUUAAUUGUAUAUUAGGACAAGAAGUUCUUUGCUUACUGUAAUUGAAAUGUGCUUUGUUUUGUUUUCAGGCUCCCACUGAAUGGCACUAACUUCUAAAACCUGAAAAAUGUGCCUAAUUUUGAUCUUGUGAAUUCUGUGAUUUAAAACAAACAAAAGAUGCAAAACAUCCAAAGUAAUAAUUUCUAGAAAAGUGUUUCUUGGAAUUAUCAUUUUUCUUUAACAAAAUAUCACUCAUCCUUGUGUAAGCUCUUUUUCAUUAUCAUAGAUAAUGAGGGAACCUAGGUGAAAAGAUGAAAAAGUUGAAUGUAAUGUGCCUGCUUAUAAAUAUCUGUAUUUGGAAUAUUGGUUUAGGUUUUUUCUGUCUCAUUUGCAUACUGUUUUCCCCAGUUAAAACUGAAGUGCAGAAGCUUUCAAGAAGAAUUAAGCCAGUGACUUUCAGCCUGAUUCACAUCUUAGGGUGUUUUCACAGGAUUGCUUUCAGUGAAGCAGCUUCUGACUUCCUGAAAAGAAAGGGAAGAUUUGGGCCUUUUAAUAAAUAAAUACAGGAAAUUCUC
Messenger RNA from Empidonax traillii (willow flycatcher), 6848 nucleotides. RefSeq names its product chromosome unknown C10orf71 homolog (gene CUNH10orf71). Bases 850 to 5490 code for a protein of 1546 amino acids. The record is from RefSeq and is a predicted model, not a curated record. Gene Ontology annotation, biological process: positive regulation of calcineurin-NFAT signaling cascade. Gene Ontology annotation, cellular component: Z disc. The transcript is spliced from 5 exons. NCBI's taxonomy places the organism in Eukaryota, Metazoa, Chordata, Aves, Passeriformes, Tyrannidae.